AGUGAACGAAUUCCUUUGGGUCUCAUAUACCAGCUGAGUGGAUGCAGUUAUGUUCCAAACCUUCAAUUAAGCAAAGCUAUAAGAAGGAUGGAUCGUACUUGGCUGAGUUCCUACUGGAAAAAGGCUAUGAGGUCCAUGGAAUCGUUCGUCGAUCUAGUUCUUUUAAUACAGGCCGGAUUGAACAUCUCUAUAAGAACCCACAGGCUCACACUGAAGGAAACAUGAAGCUGCACUAUGGUGAUCUCACGGACAGCACCUGCCUGGUGAAGAUCAUUAAUGAAGUCAAACCCACUGAGAUAUACAACCUGGGAGCUCAGAGCCAUGUCAAGAUCUCUUUUGACUUAGCAGAAUAUACUGCUGAUGUUGAUGGGGUUGGUACUUUACGGCUCCUAGAUGCUAUUAAGACCUGUGGCCUUAUCAACUCGGUGAAGUUCUACCAAGCUUCUACCAGUGAACUUUUUGGAAAAGUGCAAGAAAUCCCACAGAAGGAGACCACCCCUUUUUACCCAAGAUCGCCUUAUGGGGCAGCAAAACUGUAUGCCUACUGGAUUGUGGUGAACUUCAGAGAGGCCUACAAUCUUUUUGCUGUGAACGGCAUUCUCUUCAAUCAUGAAAGCCCCAGGAGAGGAGCUAAUUUUGUUACUCGAAAAAUUAGCCGAUCAGUAGCUAAGAUUCACCUUGGGCAGCUGGAAUGUUUCAGCCUGGGCAAUCUGGACGCAAAGAGAGACUGGGGCCAUGCCAGGGACUAUGUUGAGGCUAUGUGGCUGAUGUUGCAAACAGAUGAGCCAGAAGACUUUGUCAUAGCCACUGGGGAGGUCCAUAGCGUCCGUGAAUUUGUGGAGAAGUCAUUUAGGCACAUUGGGAAAACCAUUGUGUGGGAAGGGAAGAAUGAAAAUGAAGUAGGACGGUGCAAGGAGACUGGCAAGAUUCAUGUGACAGUCAAUCACAAAUACUACAGGCCAACUGAAGUGGAUUUUCUUCAAGGAGACUGUACCAAAGCGAAACAAAAGCUGAACUGGAAGCCCAGGGUCACGUUUGAUGUGAGUUGUGUUUCUGGCGUGCUUUGUACCUGCCAUGUGCUUGUGUCCUCCAAAAGCAACGGAGGAGUCCAGGAGGGAGGGAAAACCUUUGCCUGGGGUGACUCAGGCACAUCGAGAAAUCACAUUUCCAGUGACAAUCCCGAGCCGCUGUUGCUUUGA
Molecule: messenger RNA, 1199 nt
Organism: Struthio camelus australis
Lineage: Eukaryota; Metazoa; Chordata; Aves; Struthioniformes; Struthionidae
Source: RefSeq, a predicted model, not a curated record